Aspergillus novofumigatus IBT 16806 is the source of this 1459-nucleotide messenger RNA. Its product is annotated as NmrA-like family protein. The record is from RefSeq and is a predicted model, not a curated record. The transcript has a single exon. Lineage: Eukaryota; Fungi; Ascomycota; Eurotiomycetes; Eurotiales; Aspergillaceae. The coding region runs from base 61 to 1122 and encodes 353 amino acids.
CUGCACCCUUGAAAUUGUUGCGCUCAUCGUCUCGCAGAGUUCCGUUUCCGAACCAUCCCAAUGCCAACACUUGGAUUGGCAGGUGGCACGUCACCCAGCCUUGGGCGGGCAAUCGUGACCGCGCUGUUUUCUGCUCCACAUGGGCCGCAAUGGAAGAUAGUUAUCCUCUCCCGCUCUCGUCAUCGUCCACUCUGGCUUCGUGCUGUUGACCCCGAAGAGCUGCGCGUCCAGAUUCGCACUGCUGACUACCUCUCUGUGGAAUCGGUUGCCGGCGCGCUUAAGGGCGUGGACACACUUAUUUCAGUAACAUCCGCGCUAGAUGGGUCCCAGCGACAAGUCCAGCUAAAUUUACUCCACGCAGCGGUUAAAGCUGGCUGUGCACGCUUUGCGCCAUCACAAUGGGGAUUUGGGCCGACCGGAUUGGAAGCAGUCAGCGCCACAAAGGGAGCAGUUGAAGGCGUGUGGGAAGAAUGCAUGAGAUUUCAAGAUAAAAUCGAAUGCACCAGGUUUAACCACGGCUCGUACAUGAAUUAUUUGGGACAUGGAAUUUUUCCUAACCCUGAGCCACCGCUGCCGGAGGACAAGCAACUUAUCAGGCUGCAGGAAGGUGGCGGGUAUGCAAAAGGUGAAGAUGAGGCAUGUCAGGGCCUUCACCGGCAAGGAGAUAUGAAGGAUGGCUCCGGGGCAUUUCUCAUAUCGCUCAAGAAUGGCAUCGCUGAAUUACCUCAGACGGACGACGGCAAAUGGCCCCGGAUUACCUUGACUACGAUGAGGGAUGUGGGUCGCUUCGUCGCAUAUUCUUUAGAGCUUCCCAGGUGGGAACCCAGCAUGACCAUGGUUGGUGAAACUCUCACCAUGGGUGAACUUCUUACUCAUGCGGAGGCGGUAGCGAAACGCAAGCUUGAUGUGACGGUUGUGAAUUCGAAGAGCCUUGAAAGAAAGCUAAAAAGUGUCUCUUCUGAUGAUUUUAUGGCUUGGCUAUGGGUUGAACUUAAACUCGCAUACUGCAGAGACCGGCUAGACGAAGGGUACCUGGAACCAGUUGUUAAUAGGCUGUGCCCAGAGGUGAAACCUACGUCGGUGAAGGAGUACUUGCAGAGCCACUGGAUGGAUGCAGAUUAAAACCAGUUUUGGAGCACAUCCUCUAGGCCUAGUGGUGGAUUUUACAAUGAAACUCAAACUAAAUCAGAACAGAUUAGGUUUGGUUCUGAUUUCUAAAAUUUAGACUAAAAAUCACAGCGCUUCAGUUCCAACUGGGGUUGGACUUGCCUGAACUCAGACCAAAUGUAACUCUAGUCCUUUCUGUUGUCACCCAGACUUACUCCACAGAGUCUCUACUUAAUAAAAGAUAUAUUUUAUACCUAGAAAUAUUCAUUCUAGCCGCCCUUAACUUUCUAUGAUUUGCUUGUUUCCUACCGACCUGCUUCGGAAAUAAUUUCUUAAAUUUUUUUUUAAACAC